AUGAACUUGAGGCUUCGAAGGCCUGCGAUCACUGUCGUGCAUCUAAGAAGCGAUGCCGUCCACCAUUGCCGUGUCAGAACUGUGUUUCCGCUGGGGCCAUCACGGAGGCGUAAGCCCCGGGCGACGGACGAAGUCCUGUCCAACAGCUAUACAGAGCCGCGAGCCGCGAAGUCAAGUAGUAGCAGAGAGCUUACACCAAUCUCAAAGACUGAUCCUGCAGACUAUGUCAAGGAACUAGUUUUCAACUACAUCUACUCAACAUAUGAUGUCGUCCUGAAAUGCACCCUUGAAGAGCCGACAGCACUCCCAGAUGAUAGCCAACGCAGCGUGGGCUUCAAUUCCCAAGAGUCCAUCUGCGUCGAUGCUUCAACCAUACGUCAGCUCCUCUCAGUAUCAGCAGCGGAGUUUGUCGCGCGACUCUCGCCCGUGGAAGCAUCAUACAUAGAAAAGCUGGCCCGUGACAUACUAUCCCAAAUUCCUUGCCACAAGAAAUACAUGCCGAUUCAAGACCUCAUCAACCUGAACAUACCCCCCGAUCGACUUGGUCUUUUUCUAUCCGCAUUAGCGCUUUGUUGCGUAUAUCCUAAACAGAUCGAUGGCAAUGCUUCCGCAUAUUUCUUGGGUUCUCGCUACCUACUCAGUUAUUGUUCUGUGAAACCGUCACUGGACCUUUGCAUCGCAUACUAUUUGCAACAUCUGUAUCUCCUAAAAACAGGACCAGAUAACCAGGACAUAACCUCCCUAACCAUGGCCAUCCGCACAGCUCAUGAUCUAAAGGUCAACGAAAGGGGGUCGCCCGAUAGUUGCACGCUAUCUGCGAAAUUGUACCUGUUUUUAUAUUUCUACGACCAAUGUUGCGCCAUGAGCAACAACACCCCCCCUCUUAUCAAAACCACCGACUACAAAGCCAACGUCUUCGACUAUGUCUUGGAAGAAGAGCCCGAUUUCCGGCCUUUAUUGGACAUCCUCGUAGCCAACGGCCAAGUCCUCGAAGCCCUGUACGGGAAGCCCUGCGAUCACAGCAACAUAUACCACCUCGAGGAACUCCUCGGCUGCGUUUCCAAAUCGGCCCGCAAACCCAUGCAACCAUUCCUCGGACUCGGCGGAACCAACAUGAACUACGAAGCCCCCGUCCAGAUCCACAUGUUCUGGUACGUCCACGCAAAAUCCAACAACCACCCAUCCUGUCAUCAAUCACUAACCAACAGAAAUGGGAUAAACAGGGCAAGAAUAACCCUCCGCGUCCACCGCCUCACCCUGACAGAAGACUGGAUCCCUUCCAUGAGCAUCUGCGUCCGCGCCUCCCAAAUGAUCCUCCUCCUCUACUUCCAAACCUACAACCCCUCGAUGGCUCCCGGCGCCGCCACUAAUCUGCACAAACCCGGCCUCCCCCUCCUCGCCAUGGAGGGCCGCAUGCCCCUGGCCUGGCGCCAGGUGAAGCGCAUCAUGGCCUCCGCGUUCAUCCUCAUCUACGCGUACUGGCACGGCGAGGUCACCUUCGAGGAGGUCUGCCGGGGCACUGCGAUGGCGCUGGUACUGCAUGAGUGCCAGCGGGUCAGGUGGGGGAGGGAGUUGGAUGGUGCUAUGACGGUUUUGAGGGACAUAGCGGGAAUUUGUGGGAUGACUAUCCUGCCGAAUUUGUCGAGUUUGUUGCCGGAUGUUGAUCUGGGGGUUUUGAGGGUUAUUGCUGGUUAG
Aspergillus bombycis is the source of this 1695-nucleotide messenger RNA. Its product is annotated as fungal specific transcription factor domain-containing protein. Lineage: Eukaryota; Fungi; Ascomycota; Eurotiomycetes; Eurotiales; Aspergillaceae. The transcript is spliced from 4 exons. The coding region runs from base 1 to 1695 and encodes 564 amino acids. The record is from RefSeq and is a predicted model, not a curated record.